AUGACUAAAUUAAUUUAUUUUUUGGAAAGUUAACAAUUUGAACUAAAAAAUAUCAUGAACCUGUUAAAUUAGGUUAUUUAAACAUGUAUUAUAAGACGUUUCCUAAACAUUUAAGAGAAAUUUUUAAUUAAUAGAGGAAUGGAAUGUGCAAAUAAUUAGAGGACUUUAGCUGAAAAAUAAAGCUCUUUGAAUUAUAUAGCAUUAUAAUCUUGUUUAUUUGAUGACUUAAAUCAAGAAGUCUACGAUUAUGGGUCAGAUGGAUAUAGACCUAUAAUUUAAAGAUUUGAUAAAGAAAGAUUAAUUUAUAGUUGA
Molecule: messenger RNA, 312 nt
Organism: Paramecium sonneborni
Lineage: Eukaryota; Ciliophora; Oligohymenophorea; Peniculida; Parameciidae
Source: the annotation of a GenBank genome assembly